AUGAAAAUACAUACUGGAGAAAAACCUUUUUCAUGUAAUAUCUGUGAAUAUAAAUGUAUAGAAAAAAGUUAUUUGCAAAGGCAUAUGAAAAAACAUACUGGAGAAAAACCUUUUUCGUGUAAUAUCUGUGGAUAUAAAUGUAUUGAUAAAAGUAAUUUGUGGUAUCAUAUGAAAAUUCAUACUGCAGAAAAACCUUUUUCGUGUCAUAUCUGUAAAUAUCAAUGUAUUCAAAAAAGUCAAUUGCAAUCACAUAUGAAAAUACAUACUGGAGAAAAACCUUUUUCAUGUAAUAUCUGUGAAUAUAAAUGUAUUCAAAAAAGUGAUUUGCAAAAGCAUAUGAAAAUACAUACUGGAGAAAAACCUUUUUCGUGUCACAUCUGUAAAUAUCAAUGCAUUCGAAAAAGUCAUUUGCAAUCACAUAUGAAAAAACAUACUGGAGAAAAACCUUUUUCAUGUAAUAUCUGUGAAUAUAAAUGUAUAGAGAAAAGUAGUUUGCAAAGGCAUAUGAAAAUACAUACUGGAGAAAAACCUUUUUCAUGUAAUAUCUGUGAAUAUAAAUGUAUUCAAAAAAGUUAUUUGCAAACACACAUGAAAAUACAUACUGGAGAAAAACCUUUUUCGUGUCAUAUCUGUAAAUAUCAAUGUAUUCGAAAAAUGGAUUUGCAAAGGCAUAUGAAAAUACAUACUGGAGAAAAACCUUUUUCAUGUAAUAUCUGUGAAUAUAAAUGUAUUCAAAAAAGUGAUUUGCAAAUGCAUAUGAAAAUACAUACUGGAGAAAAACCUUUUUCGUGUCACAUCUGUAAAUAUCAAUGCAUUCGAAAAAGUCAAUUGCAAUCACAUAUGAAAAUACAUACUGGAGAAAAACCUUUUUCAUGUAAUAUCUGUGAAUAUAAAUGUAUAGAGAAAAGUAGUUUGCAAAGGCAUAUGAAAACGCACACUUGA
Molecule: messenger RNA, 942 nt
Organism: Parnassius mnemosyne (clouded apollo)
Lineage: Eukaryota; Metazoa; Arthropoda; Insecta; Lepidoptera; Papilionidae
Source: the annotation of a GenBank genome assembly